AAAACUUUAAUUAGUACAAAGAAAUAUUGUUUAAAUUUUGUGGUUAUAACAUUUGCAUAAUAAAUACAUCGGCGUACUGUUAUCUAAUGUACAUUACUGAAAUAUACACAUAGUUACUAUAGUUGAAUAUAUAUUACUAUUGCGUUCUUAUUUCGUCAGAUGUAUUCAUGUGCAAUAUUGUUAACUCAAUAAAAUACGGUGGAAUUUUGUUUAAGUAAUUGUGGAAUGAGCCAUCAAAUUAACUAAUAAUAAAAAAAUUAUUUAAAAAGUACAAAUUUGUACAAGUCAAAUGGCCAAAACGAGGCUGUUAUAACGAAUUAACCCCGCCAUCCAAGAGUUUUACGAAUCGAUUUAUACAACAAAAAAGAUUUCUACUCGGCACGAAUUUCAAAUACUAACAAACCGUAUACACAAACAGAAAAAUUUUAACGGUAUACUAAGACUUCAUCAACCAUUAUGCAUAAUAGCACAGUGAUACAGUGAAAACAAAUCUCAGGAAAUAUAUUUGUAUAUAAAAGCAACUUCACAACAAUUUCAACUUCAGAAGUUGUACUUUUAAUUAGUAGCUAAUAACAAAAUACCUGCCAAAAGUAAAUAUCUAACACAACAAAUUUUACUCAUCAGCCGGAUGCCCGAGUAAAUUUAAUCUCAAAUUUGUUGAAAUCGGAACCAAAUUUAGCAGUACAUCUGGGUUUAAGCUUUGCUUAUUUAUACAUUAGGAACCAUGCAGCCAACUAUAGAACACGGCGAGGCGCCAAAGGAUCCAAAGAUUAUUGGGAAAGAUUUUUCACAGCAUUUUACUGAACAUGACUUCGAGGGACAUCGCGCUCAUACCGUUUAUGUUAGUUUACAUGUGCAAGGAGGCCGUCGUCAUUUAACACGACGUCGUAAAUACCAUACUAACAAGGAAAACAACGGUGAAAAGCAUUUAGGGGUACCUGGUGAGAUAGAAACUACUCCACCAGCGCAACGAGUACAAUUUAUACUUGGAGAGGAUGAACACGAUGGCAUUCGCGAAAUACACCCUAUCUUUUCCGAAAUGGAAGUUUUGGUCAAAGAAGGUGAUGAUUUUGAAUGGAAAGAAAUUGCGCGCUGGAUAAAAUUUGAGGAAGAUGUGGAAGAAGGUGGUAACAGAUGGUCAAAACCACACGUAGCCACGUUGUUUUUGCACACAUUAUUCGAACUUCGCAGUUUAUUGCGGAGGGGAUCCAUUAUGCUGGAUAUGGAAGCCAGUAGCCUAGAUCUUAUUGUUGAUUUACUAUGUGACAAUAUGGUAAAUAAUGGAAUGUUUCCAAUAAAUUACCGUACGAAAAUUAAAGAUCUGUUGCUCAGACGUCAUCGUCAUCAGCACGAGUACAGUAAAAAGAACAAGGGUUUGCCAAUCAUUCGUUCACUUGUUGAUAUUAGUCGCAAUCAGCCAUCUUCCAAAAGGGAAGAUAUGCCUAAGAGCCCUAGUAACGCAUGUAUACAAUGUAACAAUAGCUCAAGCGAUUUCAACGAGCAUGCCACCAACACAAAUUUCAUGCGGAAAAUCCCAUCCGGCGCUGAGGCAAGUAACAUCCUUAUCGGCGAAGUGGAUUUCCUGGAAAAAACUUUAGUAGGAUUUGUUCGAUUAAAUAAAUCAUCAUUUUUGGGUGAUUUAACUGAAGUUCCAGUACCAACACGUUUCAUUUUUGUUGCGUUGGGAGGACCUGGCAGUCAAAAUAAUCUACAAGAAAUCGGCCGUGCCAUCGGAACUCUUAUGUCUGAUGAGAUAUUCCAUGAAGUUGCAUAUCGUGCCAAAAAAACCGACCACUUAAUUGUCGGUAUAGAUGAAUUUUUAGAUUCAGUCACUAUAUUACCUCCAGGCGAAUGGGAUCCAACUAUAAGAAUUGAACCUCCAGCUGUUAUACCUUCGCAAGAGGUUCGUAAACGACCACCUGAAAUAUCGAAAGAAGAAGCAGAUGACGAAGAAGAAGAACAACGGUUACGUCUAGAGUCUGGAUUAGUGCGUACCGGUGACCUUUUCGGCGGAUUAAGGAAUGACGUUAGAAGGAAAAUCAAGUGGUACUGUACAGAUUUCAAGGACGGCUUUUCAAUGCAGUGUGUUGCCUCCUGGAUCUUUUUGUACUUUGCUUGUCUGUCUCCGAUUAUAACAUUUGGUGGCUUACUAGCCGAAGCUACAGGAAAGAAUAUAGCAGCUAUGGAGUCAUUGGUUUCCGGAUUUGUUUGCGGUAUGGGGUACGGUCUAUUUUCGGGACAACCACUCACAAUUUUAGGAUCCACCGGACCAGUCCUAGUAUUUGAGACUAUUGUUUACGACUUUUGCCAAAGUCAAGGUUGGGAAUAUUUGACUUUUCGAUUUUGGAUUGGUACUUGGAUAGCUGCAAUACUGCUAUUUUUAACAGCUGUCGACGCCAGCGCUUUGGUUUGUUAUAUUACACGCUUCACCGAGGAGAAUUUCGCUACAUUAAUUGCAUUCAUUUUUAUAUACAAGGCUGUUGAAAAUGUUUGGAUGAUAAAAAGCAACUUUCCUUUAAGUAAUCCAAUUUAUGAUUGUAUUUGCACACCACCACCUAAUAGUAAUUACACAAUUCUGGAUUAUGCAAAAUAUGACAAAUCAACUUGCUUACUGAACAAUGGAACUCGUGUCGGCCCUGACUGUUCUCAUUCAAGCACCGAAAAUGUCUUCCUUAUGUCACUUAUUCUCUUCUGCGGCACCUUUAUAAUGUCUGUCAUAUUAAAAGAUUUUAAGAAUGCGUCGUAUUUUCCGUCCUCUGUGCGUCAAUAUAUUAGCGAUUUUGCCGUUAUUAUUGCAAUAUUAUCAAUGUCAUUUUUGGACUUUACUAUGAACAUUGCCACACCGAAGCUCGAUGUACCCCAUGAAUUUAAACCGACCUUGAGCUCACGUGGUUGGCUUGUACCACCGUUCACGGCAAAUAAUCCUUGGUGGACGGCAGUCAUUGCAGUUUUUCCUGCAAUAUUGGGAACGAUUUUAAUCUUUAUGGAUCAGCAAAUUACAUCGGUCAUAAUAAACCGUAAAGAAAACAAACUUAAGAAGGGAUGUGGUUACCACUUGGAUUUAUUUAUACUCUCGAUCUUAAUACAAAUAUGCAGUAUAAUGGGUUUACCAUGGUUUGUUGCCGCAACUGUUCUUAGUAUAAAUCAUGUUAAUUCAUUAAAACUGGAGUCGGACUGCUCUGCCCCAGGAGAGAAGCCAACAUUUUUGGGUGUUCGGGAGCAACGCGUAACACAUGUUUUAAUAUUCUUAACAAUCGGACUGUCAGUUACUUUAACUCCACUGCUUUGUCAUAUUCCAAUGCCUGUACUCUUCGGCGUUUUUCUUUACAUGGGUAUAGCAUCAUUAGCGGGUUUACAAUUCUUUGAUCGAAUACUCAUAAUGUUGAUGCCGGCGAAGUAUCAGCCCGACUUUAUGUUCCUUCGAAAGGUUCCAAUUAAAAGGGUUCAUCUCUUCACAGCUAUACAACUAGCCUGUCUUAUAAUAUUAUGGCUUAUAAAAUCUUUCUCGGAAACAUCCAUUCUUUUUCCUUUAAUGUUGGUUGUUAUGAUCGGAAUACGUAAGGCCUUGGACUUAGUGUUUACCACCAAAGAAUUGAAAAUACUGGAUGAUAUUAUGCCUGAAAUAAAGAAAUCAGCUGAUAACAAUGGUGCACAUCAAUCGGAUGUCGAAGUGGGUUGCCUAACAAAACUUAAGAGAUGUUGUUUGGGUGAAUCGUCUACAUCGAAACAACAAAAAGGUCUGCAUCAAUUACAACAUAACUAUGAUAAAAAGACAACUGAAAAAUCCACCUGCUAUAAAGAAGUAAGUUCGGUAUAUGAAACUAGCAUGCCUCGUAUUCAUUUGUGCACUGAUGACGGAACCACACAACAAUAUUUCAAUUCCUCAUUUAGAGAUGGCACCAAUAUAGACGUCAAUUUAAGAACCUCGGCACAGCAGGCAGAAAAGAUCGAGAGAACAUAUCAGCUUACUAUUCCAGAGUCUGCCAAAGUAAGACAUAUCAAUCGUGGAAAAAAAAAACACCUAAUAAGAUUAGACAACUGCUCCACGGAUUUCAUUAUGGAAAAACACAUGUAUACUCUGCAGAAAAGUCAAUUAGGGUCAAUGUUAUAAAGAAAAUUUGGCCAAUCUUUUUUAAUGUUUACGGACGUCACCCUUCAAACUUUUAUUUUUAAUUCCUUAAAACCAAAAACAAAAAAUAUUGAUAAAUAGAACUUCUUAACCGCAAGUGCAAAAUAUACUGAGGGAUGUUGAAUUUAUUAUCUUUCAUAUAUGUAACUAAAAAUGUAUGUACAUUCAUGUGGAAUAUAUGUAUAUGGGUAUAUGUCUCUUUUUAUAUUUAAUUUUGUCAUACAUUAUUGUAAAUAGUUCCAAAAAUAUUUUAACAGUUUUCAA
Anastrepha ludens (Mexican fruit fly) is the source of this 4393-nucleotide messenger RNA. RefSeq names its product electroneutral sodium bicarbonate exchanger 1 (gene Ndae1). The record is from RefSeq and is a predicted model, not a curated record. NCBI's taxonomy places the organism in Eukaryota, Metazoa, Arthropoda, Insecta, Diptera, Tephritidae. Gene Ontology annotation, biological process: monoatomic anion transport; transmembrane transport; bicarbonate transport. Gene Ontology annotation, molecular function: sodium:bicarbonate symporter activity; solute:inorganic anion antiporter activity; monoatomic anion transmembrane transporter activity. Gene Ontology annotation, cellular component: plasma membrane. The transcript has 12 exons. Bases 725 to 4111 code for a protein of 1128 amino acids.